Messenger RNA from Symbiodinium necroappetens, 9213 nucleotides. Lineage: Eukaryota; Dinophyceae; Suessiales; Symbiodiniaceae. The record is from the annotation of a GenBank genome assembly.
AUGUUGCCCGCUCGAUGCAGCUGCGGGCUCAGUGCAGUCAUGAGGCUUCCCGCACAUCGGAAGGCGUGGAGGACUUUGGCAUGCGCCUAUCCGAGAUGCCUUUCCUCCUUAUCCGGGUGCCCCUCCACGGUGCAGAGUCCUCCGAGCUGGUGGCAGGCCGGACGUGCGAGGAAACGGCCGGGAAGCCUUGCAGAGGCCGAGCUCCUCUCACACCUGGCGGUUCUUCUGCAGCCGGAGGAGCCGAUCGAAGAGCUCUUCCGGGAUUUCCCUGUAGUACGAAGCGAUGGCUGGGGCCGGAGUGCUUUGAGCCCGGAUCUGUCGGUGUAUGGUGUUUUGCAGGCCCAAGAAGCGGCGUUGUUCUUGGAGUACGACGGCCAUUAUCGGCACCUGAUGCCUCCUGGCAUGGUUGCCGAUGCUCGCAAGAGUAAAGCACUCUUGGAUUUUGCACCUGCCGGAUCGUACGUUUUGCGCAUAGCCCACGGCCAUCGGGAAUGGGAGCCUUCAUGCGAGAUGGGAGAAGUUGUGGUAGACACGUGGCAGCCGAGCCGUGAAGCAUCCUUGGUGAAGCCACUUUGUCAAGUCGUUUUGUUCUUAUUGAGACAACGGGGAAUUGCAAAGCAGCCUCGUCUAGAAGCCAGGUUGCAGACCUUUGUGGAGAAUCCUGGUAGGAUCUCGCGACAAGCAGCAGUUGAGUUCACGGAGAAAGUCGUACUGGAGCGUGAAUGCGAGUUCGACCCAGCACCUCUGCAUGAAUUUCUGCAGGCACAACUGAGUCUGUCGCAUUCGGAAGGGGAGGAACUCAUCAGAAAAUGCCCUGCUCUAGCUCGCUACAGCAUUGAACAUCGGCUCCUGCCCAGGAUGCAAUUUCUGGAAUCUUGCGGCCUGACGAAAGCUGAGGUCGCCAAAGCGAUUGCUCGAUAUCCCCCCUUAUUGGGAAUGAGCAUCGAAGACAACUUGAAGCCCACGGUACAGUGGCUGCGAGAUUUAGGAUUAACAAAUGCUGAGGUUUCCAGAGUGAUUGCUCUGUCUCCCUCACGGUUGGGAUGCAGCAUCGAAGAGAACUUGAAGCCCACUGUCGAAUGGCUGCGAGAUUUAGGCCUGACGAAAGCCGAGGUUGCCAAAGUGAUUGCACGCGCUCCGUCAGUUUUGAGAUACAGCAUCGAAGGGAACUUGAAGCCCACGGUACAGUGGCUGCGAGAUUUAGGAUUGACAAAUGCUGAGGUUUCCAGAGUGAUUGUCCUGUCUCCCUCACGGUUGGGAUGCAGCAUCGAAGAGAACUUGAAGCCCACUGUCGAAUGGCUGCGAGAUUUAGGCCUGACGAAAGCCGAGGUUGCCAAAGUGAUUGCACGCGCUCCGUCAGUUUUGGGAUACAGCAUCGAAGAGAACUUGAAGCCCACGGUCCAGUGGUUGCGAGAUUUAGGAUUGACAAAUGCUGAGGUUUCCAGAGUGAUUGUCCUGUCUCCCUCACUGUUGGGAUGCAGCAUCGAAGAGAACUUGAAGCCCACUGUCGAAUGGCUGCGAGAUGUGCGUUUGACGAAAGCCGAGGUUGCCAAAGUGAUUGCACGCUAUCCGUCAAUGUUGGGAUUCAGCAUCGAGAAGAACUUGAAGCCCACGGUCCAAUGGCUGCGAGAUGUGGGACUGACGAAAGCCGAGGUUGCCGAAGUGAUUGCACGCGAUCCCGCAAUUUUGGGAUACAGCAUCGAGACCUUGAAGAUGAAGGUAAGCUGGCUCUUGGAGCAGUUCUCCGCUGAAUGGGUUCGCCGCCUUCUCGUUCGCAAUCCGUACGUGCUGAACCGAGGGCACCAGCUCUGGAUUCAGCGUUCCCAGGUUCUCCGGGAAUGCGGCAAGCUGUCUGUGUUUGGUUCUGCGAUGAUGCUGACGGAUGCCAAGUUUGCUCAGAGGUAUGAGGGAAAAGUCAGAUGUCCCGUAGCAGACGCCCCUUCCAACGACUUUCAAGGCUCGAAAGCGCUUUCUGGAAGUGCAGCACAAGGUCAUGGUCUUGCAGGAAUGAGGCCGCCAAGCAACCAGAAGCUGCGGAGAGGUCUUCUUUCGGGCUUCCCGGCCCUGUUCUCUCGGUGUUCAUGUCGUGUGGUGCCGAGUCCUCCGAGCUGGUGGAAAGCCGGGCAUCCGCGGCGGAAGCCGGGAAGCAUUGCAGAGGCCGAGCUCUUGUCGCACCUGGCGGUGCUUUUGCGGCCGGAUGAGCGGAUCGAAGAGCUCUUCCGAGAUUUUCCUGCCAAACAGAGCGAGAAGUGGGGUCGGAACACCUUGAGCCCAGAUCUGGCGGUGUAUGGCGCAUUGCAGGCGAAGGAAGCGGCUUUAUUCGUAGAGUACGACGGCCAUUAUCGGCACCUGAUGCCGCCCGGCAUGGCUGCCGAUGUUCGCAAGAGUAAGGCACUCUUGGACUUUGCACCUGCCGGAUCGUACGUUUUGCGCGUAGCCCACGGCCAUCGGGAAUGGGCGCCUUCAUGCGAGAUCGGGGAAGUUGUGAUCGAGUCGUGGGAGACCGGUAGAGAGGCAUCGUUGGUGAAAGCUCUUCGUCAAAUCGUUGAGUUCUUGUUGAUGCGGCGAGGGGGCGAGUUGCAGCCUGGUCUGAGAACCAAGUUGCAAGACUUCAUGGAUAAUCCAGCCGGCACCUCCCCGAUGGCAGCAGAUGAGUUUAUGGCGCAGGCAGCCGCAAAGCGCGAGCGUGACGUCGACCCGGCGCGUCUGCAGGAGUUUUUGCAGCUUCAGCUACACAUGUCAAGUCCCCAAGCAGAAGAGCUCGUGGUCAAAUGCCCUGCUCUAGCACGCUGCAACAUCGACGACAAACUCAAGCCCAUGAUGCAACAGCUGGAAAAGUGGGGCCUGAAGAAGUCUGAAGUUGCGAAAGUGCUUGUUCGAUUUCCGCAGAUUGUGAGAUGCAGCGUCGAGAAGAACUUGAAGCCGGCGGUCCAGUGGCUGCAAGGUCUGGGCAUGACGAAAGCCGAUGUUUCCAAAGUGAUUGCGCGAUAUCCGAAUGCUUUGGGACUCAGCAUCGAAAAAAACUUGAAACCCACAGUGCAGUGGCUUCGAGGUUUGGGGCUGUCGAAGGUUGAGGUUGUCAAAGUGUGUGCUCGCGCUCCGGCGCUCCUGGGAUACAGCAUCGAUGAGAACUUGAAGCCCACUGUCCAUUGGUUUCGAGAGUUGGGAUUGACGGAAACCGAGGUAUCCAAAGUUAUUGCUCGUUGUCCACAAGUUAUGGGAUGCAGCAUCGAAGAGAACUUAAAGCGCAAGGUCCAGUGGUUUCGAGAUGUGGGACUGGCAAGAGAACAUGUUGCCACAUUGAUUGUACGGUGUCCGUCCGUGCUAGGCUUCAGCAUCGAAAAUCGUUUGCAACCCACGAGACAAUGGCUUCAAGAUUUGGGACUUUCGAACGCUGAGGUUGCCAAGGUGGUUUCACGUCUUCCGGCAGUGCUCGGAUUGAACAUCGAGAAGAACUUGAAGCCGAAGGUCCAGUGGCUACGACACCUGGGACUGGUGGAAGCUGAGGUUGCCAAUGUUAUGCUUGUAUCUCCACAGCUUUUCGCAUUGAGCCUGCAGCGGAACUUGAAACCGAAACUGCGUUGGUUGUCGGAGCUUUUCUCAGCGGAAAGAGUUCGCUUUCUGCUUGUUCGGUAUCCGUACAUAUUCGGCCGAAGUCACGAGCGCUGGGCUCGCCGGAUCCAAGUUCUCCAGCGACGCCGAGAGCUCUCCUCGCUUGGGCCCGCGAUGAUGUUGACGGAUGCCAAGUUCGCCAUGAGAUUCGGAAAUCCGCGGGACACUGAGGGUUCCUUUCCGGUUGUCUCAGCCUCGGUAACCAGCCGGAUCACAUGUGGCCUUGAGACGUUUGAAGAUACCAUAGAGUCUGAUCUGGACAUGCUUUACAAUAGGAGAGCCUUCGCGUGUUCUUUAUGGGGUUCCCUUGCCUUGGUCUCUUGCCGUGCAUGUGUGGUGCGGAGUCCUCCGAGCUGGUGGAAGGCCGGGCGUCCGCGGCGGAGGCCGGGAAGCCUUGCAGAGGCCGAGUUGCUGUCGCACCUUGCGGUGCUUUUGCUGCCGGAGGAGCCCAUCGCAGAGCUCUUCCGGGAUUUUCCUGCAGAGAAAGGUGAAGGAUGGGGCAGCAACACUUUGAGUCCAGACCUGGUGCUAUAUGGUGCUUUGGAAACAGAGGAGGCGGCUCUGUUUUUGGAGUACGACGGCUAUUACCGACACUUGACGCCUGCUGGUAAGACUGCAGACUCUCGCAAGACUGCAGUGCUUCUCGAUUCUUCGCCUGCCGGAUCCUACGUGUUGCGUAUAGUCCAUGCCCAUCGUGGAUUGGAGCUUUCCCGCGGGAUGGGGGAAGUUGUGGUAGAUUCGUGGAAACCUGGCCAUGACCCAUCGUUGGUGAAGGCACUUCUUCAAGUCGCUGAGUUCUUGUUGACGCAACGGGAAAUAACAAUGUAUCCUGAUCGAAGGGCAAAGUUGCAGAGCUUCGUUGAGGAUCCUGCUGGGAGCUCCCGGCAAGCAGCAGUUGAGUUCACAGAGCAAGUAGCUGGGGAGCGUGAGCGUGACUUCGACCCAGCACGCCUGCAUGAAUUUCUGAAAAUGCAGCUGGGUGUGUCCAUUUCCGAAGCGGAGGCGCUUGUUGAAAGAUGCCCUGUUCUAGCACGAUACGACAUCGACGACAAACUCAAGCCCAUGAUGCAACAGCUGGAAGUGUGGGGCCUUAAGACAUCUCAAGUUGCGAAAGUGCUUGUUCAAUUUCCAACAGUUUUGGGAUGCAGCAUUGAUCAGAACUUGAAGCCGACAGUCCAGUGGCUGCGAGACUUAGGCCUGACGAAAACCGAGGUUGCUAAGGUGAUUGCUCGAUUUCCUCCAGUUUUAGGAUACAGCAUCGAAGAGAACUUGAAGCCCACGGUCCAGUGGUUGCGAGAUGUGGGGCUGAAGAAAGUCGAGGUUGCCAAAGUGAGUGCUCGACUUCCGCAAGUUUUGGGACUCAGCAUCGAAGAGAACUUGAAGCCCACGGUGCAGUGGCUGCGAGAUUUAGGCCUGACGAAAGCCGAGGUUGCCAAAGUGAUUGCACGUUUUCCGCAAGUGCUGGGAUACAGCAUCGAAGAGAACUUGAAGCCCACUGUCCAGUGGCUGCGAGAUUUAGGCCUGACGAAAGCCGAGGUUGCCAAAGUGAUUGCACGACAACCGAGCAUUUUGGGACUCAGCAUCGAAGACAACUUGAAGCCCACGGUGCAGUGGCUGCGCGAUGUGGGUUUGACGAAAGUCGAGGUUGCCAAAGUGAUUGCACGACAACCGAGCAUUUUGGGACUCAGCAUCGAGGAGAACUUGAAGCCCACGGUGCAGUGGCUGCGCGAUGUGGGCCUGACGCAAGCCGAGGUUGCCAAAGUGAUUGCACGCUUUCCCGCAGUUUUGGGAUACAGCAUCGAAGAGAACUUGAAGCCCACGGUCCAGUGGCUCCGAGACUUGGGUUUGACGAAAGCCGAGGUUGCCAAAGUGAUCUCGAGCUUGCCCCAGAUUUUUUCCCGCAGCCUCGAAAGAAACUUGAAGCCGAAGGUGUGCUUGCUCUUUGAGUGGUUCUCGUCUGAGAAGGUUCGGCAUUUGCUGGUCCACAAUCCGUACAUACUGAACCGAAGUCGCGAGCGCUGGGUGCACCGGUCCGAGGUUCUCCAGGCAUGCGGCAAGCUUUCUGUGUUUGGUUCUGCCAUGAAGUUGACAGAAGCCGAAUUUGCCAAGAGAUACGAAGAUAGGAAGUUCAGAUUUCGGCUCCAGUAUGAGGGACACCGAGAGGAAGCCACGGAGAGCCUUCGCAUGUCUUUUCUCCGGCUUCCUGGCAUUGGUCCUGUUUUCCUGCAGUUUGUGCGCAGUCCGCAGUCCUCCGAGCUGGUGGAAGGCCGGGCGUCCGCGGCGGAGGAGCCGAUCGCAGAGCUCUUCCGGGAUUUUCCUGCAGAGAAAGGUGAAGGAUGGGGCAGCAACACUUUGAGCCCAGACCUGGCGCUGUAUGGCGCUUUGGAAUCCGACGAAUCGGCUCUGUUUGUAGAGUAUGACGGCUACUACCGCCACCAGCAGCCUGUGGGCAUUGCAGCUGAUAGUCGCAAGAACACAGCCCUUCUGGAUUUGGCACCUGCUGGGUCCUACGUGCUGCGCAUAGCCCAUGCCCAUCGUGGAUUGGAGGUUUCGUGCCAGAUGGGUGAAGUUGUUGUGGACUCGUGGCAGCCUGGCCAUGACGCAUCGUUGGUGAAGGCAUUGCUUCAAGUCGCUGAGUUCUUGCUGACGCAACGGGAAAUAACAAUGCAUCCAGAUCGAAGGGCAAAGUUGCAGAACUUCGUUGAGGAUCCUGCUGGGAGCUCCGGGCAAGCAGCAUUUGAGUUCACGGAGCAAGUAGCUGCGGAGCGUAAGCGUGACUUCGACCCAGCACGCCUGCAUGGAUUUCUGCAAAUGCAGCUUGGUGUGUCCAUUUCCGAAGCAGAGGUGCUUCUAGCAAAAUGCCCUGCUCUAGCACGAUACGACAUCGACGACAAACUCAAGCCCAUGAUGCAACAGCUGGAAAAGUGGGGCCUUAAGACAUCUCAAGUUGCGAAGGUGUUUGUUCGAUUUCCACAACUGUUGCAACUCAGCAUCGAAGAGAACUUGAAGCCCACGGUGCAGUGGCUGCCAGAUGUGGGCCUGACGCAAGCCGAGGUUGCCAAAGUGAUUGCACGCUCUCCGCGAGUUUUGUCACUCAGCAUCGAGGAGAACUUGAAGCCCACGGUCCAAUGGCUGGGAGAUGUGGGUUUGACGAAAGCCGAGGCUGCCAAAGUGAUUGCACGCUCUCCGCAAGUUUUGGCACUCAGCAUCGAGGAGAACUUGAAGCCCACGGUCCAAUGGCUGCGAGAUGUGGGUCUGACGAAAGCCGAGGUUACCAAAGUGAUUGCACGACAGCCGAGCAUUUUGGGGUACAGCAUCGAGGAGAACUUGAAGCCCACGGUCCAGUGGCUGCGAGACCCGGGUUUGACCAAAGCCGAGGUUGCCAAGGUGGUUGCACGCUCUCCGCAAGUUUUGUCACUCAGCAUCGAGGAGAACUUGAAGCCCACGGUCAGAUGGCUGCGAAACCUGGGUUUGACGAAGGCUGAGGUUGCCAGAGUGAUAUCUCUGUUUGCACAGACUUUGUUGCUCAGCAUUGAAGAGAACUUGAAGCCAACGGUGCAGUGGCUGCAAGAUCUAGGGCUGACGAACGCUGAGAUUGCCAAAGUGAUCUCGAGAUGGCCCAACAUUUUCGGCUACAGCCUCGAGAGUAACUUGAAGCCGAAGGUGUGCUUGCUCUUGGAGUGGUUCUCGUCUGAGAAGGUUCUCCAGGCAUGCGGCAAGCUUUCUGUGUUUGGGUCUGCGAUGCUCUUGACAGACGCCAAAUUUGCCAAGAGAUACGAGGCCCAAGGUCGUGCAAGCAGGCCUCCAACGAACCAGAUGUUGCGGCGAUGUCUCUUCUCCCGCUUCCCGGCCCUGUUCCACCGCGGUUGCUGUGCGGAGCCCAGUCCUCCGAGCUGGUGGAAGGCCGGGCGUCCGCGGCGGAGGCCGGGAAGCCUUGCGGAGGCCGAGCUCCUUUCGCACCUGGCGGUGCUUCUGCUGCCGGAGGAGCCGAUAGCAGAGCUCUUCCGGGACUUUCCUGCAGAAAGAGGUGAAGGAUGGCGCAGGAAUACUCUGAGUCCAGACCUGGCGGUGUAUGGUGCUUUGGAAUCCGAGGAAGCGGCUCUGUUCGUGGAGUAUGACGGCUACUACCGCCACCUAGAGCCCACGGGCAUUGCAGCUGACAGUCGCAAGAACACAGCCCUGCUGGAUGUGGCACCUGCCGGGUCCUACGUGUUGCGCAUAGCCCAUGCCCAUCGUGGAUUGGAGCUUUCGUGCCACAUGGGUGAAGUUGUUGUGGACUCGUGGCGGCCUGGCCAUGACCCAUCAUUGGUGAAGGCAUUGCUUCAAGUCACUGAGUUCUUGUUGAAUCAACGGGGAACUGCAAUGCAUCCUGAUCGAAGGGCAAAGCUGCGAAACUUCGUCGAGGAUCCUGUUGGCAGCUCCCGGCAAGCAGCGGUUGAGUUCACAGAAGAAGUAGCUGCGGAGCGUGAGCGUGCCUUCGACCCAGCGCCAUUGCAUGAUAUUCUGCAGAUGCAGCUGGGUGCGUCCACUUCCGAAGCGAAGGAACUUGUAGCAAAAUGCCCUGCUCUGGCACGCUGCGACAUUGACGACAAGCUCAAGCCCAUGAUGCAAGAGCUGGAAGCGUGGGGCCUUCAGAAGUCUGAAGUUGCCAAAGUCAUUGCUCGAUUUCCGCAAGUAUUGGGAUACAGCAUCGAUGAUAAUUUGAAGCUCACGGUGCAGUGGCUGCGAGAUUUGGGCCUGACGAAAGCCGCACUUGCCAAAGUGAUUGCACGACAUCCGCAGUUAUUGGGACUCAGCAUCGAAGGUAACUUGAAGCCCACGGUCGAAUGGCUGCGAGAUUUAGUCCUGACGAAAGCCGAGGUUGCCAAAGUGAUUGCACGCUCUCCGCCAGUUUUGGGAUACAGCAUCGAAGAGAACUUGAAGCCCACGGUCCAGUGGUUGCGAGAUUUAGGCCUGAAGGAAGUGGAGGUUUCCAAAGUGAUUGCACGAUAUCCGUCCGUGUUGGGAUACAGCAUCGAAGGGAAUUUGAAGCCCACGGUCGAGUGGUUUGGCGAAGUUGGAUUGGCGAGGGCGCAAAUUGUCAGAAUGAUAGUUCGGUAUGCGCAAGUCUUGGGACUCAGCAUCGAAAAGAACUUGAAGCCCACGGUCAGAUGGCUGCUAAACCUGGGUUUGACGAAGGCUGAGGUUGUCAGAGGGAUAUCUCUGUUUGCACCGAUUUUGUGGCUCAGCAUUGAAGAGAACUUGAAGCCAACGGUGCAGUGGCUGCAAGAUCUGGGACUGACGAAGGCUGAGAUUGCCAAAGUGACCUCGAGCUGCCCCAACAUUUUCGGCUACAGCCUCGAGAGAAAUUUAAAGCCGAAGGUGUGCUUGCUCUUGGAGUGGUUCUCGUCUGAGAAGGUGCGGCAUUUGCUCGUCCACUGUCCGUACAUACUGAGCCGAAGGCGCGGGUGCUGGGAUCGCCGGGCCCGGGUUCUCAAGGCAUGCGACAAGCUUUCUGUGUUUGGGUCUGCGAUGAUGUUGACAGAAGCCAAGUUUGCCAAGAGAUACGGCGACAGACUGCAAGAUCAUGUCAGAUCCGCUGGCGCAAAAGUGGCGAGCUGA